This is a messenger RNA of Juglans microcarpa x Juglans regia, 1371 nucleotides long. Its product is annotated as GDSL esterase/lipase At3g26430-like. Gene Ontology annotation, molecular function: hydrolase activity, acting on ester bonds. The record is from RefSeq and is a predicted model, not a curated record. Lineage: Eukaryota; Viridiplantae; Streptophyta; Magnoliopsida; Fagales; Juglandaceae. The transcript is spliced from 5 exons. Bases 117 to 1268 code for a protein of 383 amino acids.
GGAGGGGGGACAAAACAGAAAGUCUCCAUGCUCUUUGUCUCAUUCUUCCCUCUUAUCUCUGGAGUUACAGCCAUCCCUAUCUUACUUUCAUCUCUCUCUCUCUCUUACCGACAGAAAUGGAACCCCAUUGGCUUGUCAUUUUUGGCCUUGCACUCUCACUGACAUCGCUUGGAAAGCCAGUUUCUUCUUCAACUCACUGUGAUUUUCCAGCCAUCUUCAACUUCGGAGACUCGAAUUCGGACACUGGAGGUUUAUCGGCAGCAUUUGGGCAAGCUGCUGCCCCACAUGGAGAGUCCUACUUCCAUGGCCCAGCCGGACGGUAUUGUGAUGGCCGUCUGGUCAUUGAUUUCAUAGCUGAGAGCUUGGGAUUGCCAUAUUUGAAUGCUUACCUUGAUGCUGUGGGAUCGAACUUCACGCAUGGGGCCAACUUUGCCACUGCUGGCUCCACCGUUAGACCCCAAAACACAACCCUUCAUCAAAGUGGUUUUAGUCCUUUCUCUUUGAAUGUUCAAUGGUAUCAAUUCAACGACUUUCAUCGUAGAACACAAGCCUUUCGCAGUAGAGAAUGGGUUUUCCAGGAACUAUUGCCCAAGCGGGAACAUUUUUCUCGUGCUUUAUACACAUUCGAUAUUGGUCAGAAUGACUUGACGGCAGGUUACUUCCUCAAUAUGUCAACCGAUCAAGUUAGAGCAUAUGUUCCUGAUGUCUUGGCUCAGUUCACAGACAUUGUUAAGGAUAUCUAUGGUCAAGGAGGCAGGUCGUUUUGGAUACAUAAUACCGGCCCCGUUGGUUGUUUGCCUUAUAUCUUGGAUCGUCUCAAGAUCACAGCUGCACAAGUGGACAAGGCUGGAUGUGCCACUCCAUUCAACGAUGUGGCUCAAUAUUUUAAUCGGAAGUUAAAACAGGUUGUGGUCCAACUUCGGAAGGAUCUUCCUCUGGCUGCGAUCACCUAUGUCGAUGUUUACUCAGUGAAGUACUCUCUCAUUAGUCAAGCAAAGAAACAUGGGUUUGAGGAGUCGUUGAGAGCAUGUUGUGGCCAUGGUGGGAAGUAUAACUACAACAUGCAUUUGGGAUGUGGGGGAAAGAUAAAGGUGCAUGGAAAAGAGGUUUUGGUGGGGAAGCCCUGCAAAGAUCCAGCAGCUUGGAUAAACUGGGAUGGCGUCCACUACACUCAGGCUGCUAACAAAUGGGUUUUUGAUCAAAUAGUCGGUGGUUCUUUCUCUGAUCCCCCAAUUCCAUUGAAACAGGCAUGCCAUAGGUAUUCAUGAUGAUUUAUAUUAUAUGCUUAUUCUUCCUCGUUUCCAUUGGAACCGGCUUAUUUCCUUUUGGAUUUUCACCAUUUAUAACGUGCGUAAUUAUUUUUGCUAUGAA